Messenger RNA from Arachis duranensis, 3837 nucleotides. RefSeq lists its product as uncharacterized. The record is from RefSeq and is a predicted model, not a curated record. The transcript has 2 exons. NCBI's taxonomy places the organism in Eukaryota, Viridiplantae, Streptophyta, Magnoliopsida, Fabales, Fabaceae.
AUGGAGACGGGCGUGAUCUUCUAUGAGUUUGAGGACCCUUACAUUUACGAGGAUAUGGUACAUCACAGUUAUUUCAUCAUGGGAUUGGAGCCUCGUAUUAGACGAUACGCGUUACCUGAUCGAGCCUUUCAACAUCCUCUGUCUAGCCCGCAUUUUGACCCUGAUGCUCUUGUACAUCCUUUUCCUGAUGACCCCGAGCACCCUAUACCAGCUCAACCUUUGAAUGAGGCGGAACCUGAGCCUAUCGUUCCUGAUGAGCCCGAGUUAGCUGGUGACUACGUACCUGUGAUACCACCAGAGUGGGAUUUUCCCCCUGAGCCGAUCCCUGACUUUCCACAGCCUGAUGAGCCGGCACUACCGGAUGAUGGGGUAGCUCCUAUAUACGCGAACGCACCUGUGCUCGUGAAUGGUUUUGUACAUAGUGACAGUAGUGUCUCUGGUGGAUCUGAGGAUAUAGUUGUAGCUGCGGAUGAUGAGGAAGAGGAGGAUCCUGAGAUAGAGAUAGAGCAGGAUGAGGAGAUGGACGAGACCACGAUGGGUUCACGGAGACGAGGCGUACGGGAAGGAAUUCCUAAUGUUAACUACGAGAGGGAACAGGAGACGUUUAUGACUACUAUGAACGCUGUGGCUGAGACAGUGCGUGAGGCUGCAGUAGCAGCGGCUAGGGCUGUUGAUCGUCUUGGAGUGAGAAACGGGAAUGAGAAUGAGCAUGGGGAAGAUAGUGAAAAUAAUGAGAAUAACUUAGGGCAUCUCGAAAGACCUAUGACCCUUGCGACUUUUCUGAAAGUUAAACCGCCUAAGUUUAAAGGUACACUUGUUGCGACUGAUGCUGACAAUUGGUUCCGAGCUAUUGAACGAUCACUACAAGCACAGCAUGUUCCGGAAGGCCAACACGUGGAGUUUGCUACUUAUAUGCUGGAAGGAGAGGCUGAGCAUUGGUGGCAGGGGGUACAGCGACUGUUGCAACAAGAUGAAGGCGAUAUUCCUUGGAAUACUUUUAAGGACGAAUUUUAUAAGAAGUAUUUUCCGAGGGCAGCUCGUGAUGCUAAGGAGAUGGAACUUAUGCAGCUGAAACAGGGUAAUACAACUAUUGCAGAAUAUGCCCAUAAAUUUGAUGACUUGUGCCGUUUCUCCAAGAUCUGCCAAGGGAAUCCUGCUAACUUUGAAGAAUGGAAGUGUUUGAAGUUCGAAGGGGGCCUUCGUGAGGAUUUGAUGAGUUCAGUAGUUCCAUUGGAGAUACGAAAUUUUGCUGAGCUAGUUAAUAAGUGUAAGUUAGUGGAAGAAUGUGCUAAGAAGGUAAUUGCCUCUAAAACAAGUCGUCAAGGAUUUCUGCCAAGGAACUACAAUAGCUAUAGUUGGCAACCACGAAGGACAAACUUCAAGAUACCUGGUGUGCCACAGCGAAGGAGUCCACAAGUUGGUAACGCUCCUACUCGCCCUACGGGUGGAAACGGAGGUAGAUCAAGGCAGGAUAAUGGUAAACGACCUCAGCAGGCACAAGUGAAUAUCGCAUGUAGGCAGUGUGGAAAGGAUCAUGGUACCAGGCCUUGCCAAAUCAGAACAUUUACUAGUUACAAUUGUGGGGAACCGGGACACUUGGCGAGGAGUCGCCCAAAAGGACUUUCUCGAAAUCCAGUACGAACCCAGCAACAAGGUCGAGUGUUUGCCAUGACUGCUGAUGAUGCUAUGCAAUCAGAUGCCCUGAUCCAAGGUCAGUGUUAUGUCAAGAAUCGAUCUCUAACUGUACUGUAUGAUUCGGGUGCAUCGCAUUCUUUUAUUUCUUUAACUGUUGCUCGUGAGUUGGGACUAGAUUUCUCUGAGUUGAACUUUGAUCUGAUUGUCCAUACACCUGCAUCCCAAAAUGUUUUGACUAGUUUAGUGUGCCUGCAAGUACCAUUCACUAUUAGGAACAAAACUUUUAAACAUGAUCUAAUCUGUUUGCCUCUAUGUGGUUUAGAAGUUAUUCUAGGGUUGGAUUGGUUAUCUAAGUAUCAUGUUUUCCUUGAUUGCUUUGAAAGAACUGCUGUUAUUCCGUCUGAUAGUUUGGAUAUUAAACCAUUUUUGUCAUAUACCUUAUAUCUGAAUUCUGUAAGAGUUACCUUAAACGGGAGUGAUUGUGAGGGGUACGUUCUGUUAGCGGCUAGCUCAAAUGACAGUGAAGUAAGCUUAGAACAAAUCCGAGUGGUGAAGGAAUUUCCUGAUGUUUUCCCGGACGACAUACCUGAGUUUCCUCUUCAGCGAGAGAUAGAAUUCAGCAUUGAACUUGUACCUGGAACCGGACCAAUUUCCAUAGCACCGUACCGGAUGUCACCACUGGAACUUGCAGAGUUGAAGAAGCAGUUGGAUGAGCUACUUGGAAAGAAAUUUAUUCGUCCCAGUGCAUCACCUUGGGGAGCUCCGGUAUUGCUAGUAAAGAAGAAGGAUGGUAGAAUGAGACUUUGCGUAGAUUACCGAUAGUUAAAUAAAGUCACUAUUAAGAACAAGUAUCCACUUCCACGAAUAGAUGACUUGAUGGAUCAGUUAAAAGGUGCAACUGUGUUUUCGAAGAUUGAUUUGCGAUCGGGCUAUCACCAGAUUCGAGUGAAGGAAUCAGAUAUACCGAAGACUGCAUUUAGAACUCGAUAUGGUCACUAUGAGUAUACGGUUAUGUCGUUUGGACUAACUAAUGCUCCUGCGAUUUUCAUGGAUUACAUGAAUCGUAUUUUCCGUCCGUACCUUGAUCUGUUCGUAGUAGUUUUCAUAGACGAUAUUCUCAUCUAUUCGAAGACAGAAAGAGAGCAUGAAGAGCAUCUAAGGGCUGUAUUGCAGAUACUGAGGACUCGAAAGUUAUAUGCUAAACUAUCAAAGUGCGAGUUCUGGAUAGAGAAGGUGGCAUUUUUGGGACAUGUUAUAUCACAGGGAGGAAUUGCAGUGGAUCCUUCAAAAAUUGAAGCAGUAGUGCAAUGGGAACCACCUACGACCGUUACAGAAGUUCGGAGUUUUCUCGGACUUGCUGGAUAUUACCGGAGGUUCAUCAAAGGAUUUUCACAGAUAGCCUUGCCUUUGACUUACCUUACACGAAAGGAAGUUCCGUUCGUUUGGACGGCUGAGUGUGAUAGAAGUUUCAAGAUGCUUAAGGAGAAGUUAACAACUGCACCUGUAUUAGUACUACCCGACCCGCAGAAACCUUUUGAAGUAUACUGUGACGCCUCUCAUAAAGGACUUGGAUGUGUGCUGAUGCAAGACAAGAAUGUGGUGGCUUAUGCUUCCCGGCAGCUGAGACCUCAUGAACGAAAUUAUCCGACGCAUGACUUAGAGUUGGCUGCUGUGGUGUUUGCUCUGAAGAUCUGGAGACACUAUUUGUAUGGUGCUCAACUAGAAGUUUUCUCUGACCACAAAAGUUUAAAGUAUAUCUUUGACCAGAAGGAUCUUAAUAUGCGACAGCGAAGGUGGAUGGAGUUCCUGAAGGACUAUGAUUUUAAGUUAAGUUAUCACCCAGGAAAAGCAAACGUGGUGGCAGACGCCUUGAGCAGGAAGAAUUUGAGUAUUUCUUGGAUGAUGAUAAAGGAAGAAAAGCUACUUGCAGAAUUUGAGGACCUUAAGUUGGCUAUGACUGAGACGUCAAAUGGAGUCCGUUUGGCCCAAGGAGUCCGUUUGGCUCAGUUGCAUAUAACACCAGAUUUUAAGAUUAGGAUUCAGCAAGCACAAGCACAGGACUCAGAAAUGAUGACGAUGCUGAGACGGAUGAAAGUAGAAGAACCAGAAGCUGUAAGACUAGAUCGUAGCAGUCUCUGGAGAUACAAGAACAGAAUUUGUGUGCCUAGCUCUGGAGAUUUACGGCAAAGGAUUCUUGCAUAA